AUGGCUCAUAGACUUCUCAAGCCGUGUAGUCUAGCUCUGCGAGGAUCCACAAACGUUGCCCGAUAUCACGACUAUACGCGUGUCGCAUUUCAAGGUGGCACCAUUAGGGUCCCGUUGAAUUCACCCAAGUUAAUUGGGGUCGUGAACUCACGAGGAAAUAGAAGUAAUCAGGAAGAUUUCUACGGCUUUGCGACGCUAUCUUUGGACCCGGAAGAAUUAAGAUUGAGCGUCAAGCGUGCUCACGGCAUAGACUGGGAUCCCGAUGAGGUUGGAGGAGCACUAGCCAGGCAGGUGCUUUUUGUCGGCGUUUACGACGGACAUGGAGGCUCUGCAGUAGCACAAUUCUUGCGGCAAGAACUACAUGGUUUAUUCGAAUCGGUCAAUAAGAAAGUCAUCCCGGAACUCUUUAAAUGGAUAAAGGAAAUCGGAGGCUACUUCAAACGAUUCAAAGGCGGAGCACUUGCUCCUUGGGUGGAGCCUGGUAAUAACGAAGAAAUGACCCUCGAUGCACGUGCCACUCUCGCGUUUUUUGAGGUCGACAAGACGCUGUCGGCUGAUCCAGUAGCUCAAACAUGCGGCGCCACCGCCUCCGUUGCCAUUCUCCACUCUCUUGAUGCACCAUCUACUCCCUUCUACUCUGCGAAGCAACUCUCACUAACCGUUGCGCACUGUGGGGAUACGAGGGUCAUUCUAUGCUCUACAGAUGGUGGCAAAGUCUUCGCAAUGACAGAGAACCACCAUGCCGAUGCUCAUGUCGAAAGUAUUCGCCUCCGGAGGAUGAUGGGUUCGUCCCUUAUGACAGAUUCAUUUGGAGAAUCCCGAUGGAUGGGGGCUCUUGCAAAUACAAGAUGUCUUGGGGAUCUACGAUUUAAACGAUUCGGAGUGACGCCUGAGCCUGAAGUCAGGACCAAACUACUAAACGGGGACGAAUGGGCUUUCGUCGUCCUUGUGUCGGACGGAAUUUCGUCUGUCCUCUCCGACGACGAAAUCGUCGAUCUCGCACGGGAUGCACCGCACCCAAAGGCUGCCGCAGAACGCAUUUUGGCGUUUUCCGAAGAACUCGGUGGAGAUGACAACGCAACUGCAAUUGUGGUUCCAUUGGCAGGUUGGGGCAAGGUCCAAGGUCCUGACAAGACGAAGGACCUUCGGGAGUACAGACGAGGGCAAGCCGUCGGAACCGAACGCCAACGACGGAUGUAA
Messenger RNA from Cyclocybe aegerita, 1200 nucleotides. The record is from the annotation of a GenBank genome assembly. Lineage: Eukaryota; Fungi; Basidiomycota; Agaricomycetes; Agaricales; Hemipholiotaceae.